Molecule: messenger RNA, 909 nt
Organism: Paramecium pentaurelia
Lineage: Eukaryota; Ciliophora; Oligohymenophorea; Peniculida; Parameciidae
Source: the annotation of a GenBank genome assembly
CAAUGUCAAAUCAUCCCUAAUCCUAAUAACCAUAACAAUAAGCACAACCUCCAUAACCAUAAGCAAGAACUGUUGCUCCAACAUAUCCAAAUACUGUCUUACCACAAGCAUAUCCAAAUGCUUUCUUACAACCAACAUAUUAUCCAGCUUCUCCCGUUAGACAAUCUUAUGUAGCUCCUGUAUAAUAUGCUCCUAUGCCUUAAAUGUCUGUUGCUCCAAUUGCCUAAGUCCCAGUUUAACAAUACGCUGUUGCACCUGUAGCUCCUGUUGCUUAAGUAAAUUUUGAAUUUAUUUUUAGCAUCAAUCAAUCAAAGGAGAAUCAAGAAUUGAAUAUGUACCUUAUUAAAAAGCUGUCAUUGAAUAUGAAGAAUAAGAAAUCGUCUCCUAUGUUCCAAGAGAAACAAAAGUAACUGAUUACUAUGCUGUUGAAUAUCAAACAGAAUAUAUCCCAUAAGUUUUCCAAGAGAAAUAUACCGGUAAUUUUAAUAUAUAUAUAUAAACUAGAGUAUGUACCUGUUGAUAGAUAUUAAGAAAGAGUUGAGUACUAAGCAGUAGAAAGAUAAGUUGUUCAUUAAUAACCUACACAAUAUGUGUAAUAAGCUGUAUCUGUAGUUUAACAACCAUAUGUUUAACAAUCUGUUCAAUAUGUCUAACAACCAGUUUAAUAUGUUUAAUAACCAGUUUAAUAUGUUUAAUAACCUAUGAUUGCAUCAAGAAUGGUUCCAUAAUUUGCAUAACCUCUUUAAUAAUAUCCUCCUUAAUAAUAUCAUCCUGCUCCUGUAACUAGACCUUAAUAACCAUCAUAAUAACCACAUCAAUCCCAUUAAUCAUCCCAUUAACCAUAAUAAGUGGCAUCUCAAUAACCAAGAUCAUAACCAAGCCAAUAAUAAUAAUCAUAAUAACAAUGAU